Messenger RNA from Dentiscutata erythropus, 211 nucleotides. Lineage: Eukaryota; Fungi; Glomeromycota; Glomeromycetes; Diversisporales; Gigasporaceae. The record is from the annotation of a GenBank genome assembly.
AUGGAUGACUUAACUUUGAGCAGCUUAACAACUUUGAAUAACAUUAAUCUGAGUGAAAUAGAUUUUAAUGACGUAACGACUGUGAAUAACUUAACAAAUUUGUUAAAUAAUGUUCGUCAGUAUACCAAUCCACCGAUAAGAAAGAUGAAUGAAAAUAUGAAAGGCACUACGAUGUUUCACAUUAAUAGCCCAAAACGAUUUCUUAAUGCCU